Messenger RNA from Osmerus eperlanus (European smelt), 2639 nucleotides. It is a transcript of the gene shisa4, whose product is annotated as shisa family member 4. The record is from RefSeq and is a predicted model, not a curated record. The coding region runs from base 316 to 951 and encodes 211 amino acids. Lineage: Eukaryota; Metazoa; Chordata; Actinopteri; Osmeriformes; Osmeridae. The transcript is spliced from 5 exons.
CAUUCUACCAAGUGCCCGUUAGAAUCUGGGGUAUGUAACGUUCCGCUUCCCGUCGCGGUGCACGGGCGGUGCUAGGAAACCGUUAUUUGUCUCAUCCGACCCCCGGUGAACAUCGUCACAAGCGAUGUGUCAUUCUCCACAGAUCCUGUUGAUCACGAACCCGGUUCCCGCUUGGCAUGUAGUUCCACGCUCGGAUGGAGUAUGACUUCGACGACAUCGAAUACCAUUUCUACUCGGUCGUAGAACAGAAAAAUACAGUCCCUUUCCCAAGCAUCAUUUAUUUAUAUUUAAAUCGUUUUUUUGAAUAGUUAGGCCAUGUUUAUUAAAGGAGGUAAAAUGUCUCUCGUCGCCAUGGCUUUGCCGGUGCUGGUCAUCCUUCUCUCCGCCUGGCAGGCGAGUGCUAACGAGGACUGCCUGUGGUAUGUGGACAAGAAUGGCACGUGGCACAACGGCUUCGACUGCCCGCUCAUCACCUUCUGCUGUGGGAACUGCCACCGGCGCUACUGCUGCCUGGACGCCUUCAAGAUGAUCACGGAGAGGGAGCAGAAGAGAUGCAUGCUCUUCCAGUUCAGCCCCACCACCAUCGCGGGCAUCGCCUCGUCCAUCCUGCUGUUCGUGGCCGUCAUCGCCACCAUGGUGUGCUGCUUCCUCUGCUCCUGCUGCUACCUGUACCAGCGCCGUCAGCCUCGGGGACGGACGCCCUACGAUGCCCACCAGAUCCCCAUGGCCAGCUACCCGGUGGAGCCCCUGUACGAUGCCUACGGCAAGCCCCUGGUCAUGCGGCCCGACUACACACACCAUGGAUACCCAAUGGCCCCUCAGUACCCCGGCAUGGCCCAGCCGUAUCCCAUGAUGCACCCUGGGCCCUACCCUCCGUAUCCAGUUGCAGACCCUGGUUACAACCAAGGAGCUCCCCCGCCUUACUCUCCCCCCCAGUACCCUGGGCACUGACGGGAAGGCCUCCACGCGACGAGGCCCGAGAGAGGAAGAGGAGGGACUGCACCUGAAGGCGUUAGCUCUGUGUGUCCGGUGGGCUGGGUCUGAGGAGGUUAACCACAAGCAACAAUUGUGGUUAAACAAUCCAUGUUUUAUUUUGAUGUUCUUCAGAGAGAGCUGCGCGUCGGUUAAAUGACUCCCUCGGACGUUUGGUUCAUACUGACUCUUUCAUGUGGAUAUCGGAACACUCACCAACCUACACACACACACCCCGACCCACACACACUCACCAAACUACACACACCGACCCAUACACACACAGACACACACAAACACCCCAGGUAUCCUAAGUGAGUGAGCCAGCAGCAUUACAUCACCAACAGGGGGCUCCAAGGUACAGCUUCUAGCUGUCUCACUCGACACCUCCCUCAACACAAUGUGACAGCCUCAUAAAAUGUGACUAUUUAUCUUUUUGUUCGUUUACACCUGAGUGGUGGUGAAGGACAGGAGUUAAGACGUGUAGGUGUGUGAUGUCACAGUGGCAUUGUGUGUCACAUCACCAUGGAGAUGGAAUAUGAUGCAUAGUCUCUGUAGACAGUACCUCCCUCAUGCCACACACAAUAUAAAUACAUGUACCUUUCAGCUUGCAAUACUCACUGCAAGUUAACACACUGAGGUAAGCGACUUAGCUCAGCUUAGUCUGUACGUUGUAACAAACCGCCAUUAACUUUAAUCGUGAAACCAAGGUCAGGAGCAUCUCUUGAUAUCUUUGUCAGGUAGCUCUGUCAUUGUGUCUAGCUGUCAUAAGGAAGUUUAUUCUCCGAAUACAUGACCUCAUUUCCUGUCUCAAACCAAUGGCUGUCCCAUUUUACAGAGCAUAUCCUGCCUUAUCUCAUUGUGGAAACCCUUUUCACCUAUUUUGUAAAGGAAUACAGAUUAAUGUUUUACUAUAUUGUAAGAGUUUACAAUUUUAACAAUAUUAAAAUUGUUGAAAUGUUGGAAUACUGGAAUACGUUUCAGAACUUUACCACAACCAUAAAAACUUUAUUUAGAACUUAAGUUUGCUGUUAUGACUGUUUAGACUCAUUGUUGCAACUGCAAGCUAACUUUGUAAGAAGUUUGAAUUCUUCUGUGUUCAGCAUGUGUUGUACAGUAGUUACUUCUUGUAGGUGACCUGAGAAGCACUUUUUUCUGAUUCUGAUACUUUAUAGUGCAAUGUGUUGCAAAAGGUUCAAGUCUGGUCAACUGAGAUUACACUGAUGUUUAAAGGGAUUCCGAGAGCUGUUCAAAGAGAUUUUAAAUAAAAUAAUGAUGUUCUGAAUCAGUUCUACAGUCCUUACAGGCAACCACGGUAUGUUUUUAAGCACAAAUUGGUUCAGCAGUGAAAGAGCUAUCUUUGUAAAAUUUUACGGCUGUAGUCCUGAACUUGAAUUGGUCAUGUUAACUGUCCAUAUGUACAGAAUUAUGAUCCCUGUAUGUACAGUAUAAGAAGUUGAAAACUGGAAUUUUUUGAACUGCUGACAGAUUUGAACAUAUAUUUGCUCAAAUGUUUUUCUUUCAACUAAAGAUCUAUCUCAUAACAGGAUAUAACUGUUUUUGGAACUGGUUUCAUGGUUGUCUGUCAUCGGCUGGUUAGUAUGACGCUGUAAUAUAUAGUAUGUGAAGUCUUCUUUUCUAAUAACAAUAAAGUAUAACUUUGGAAU